AAAAAAAGAUUGACGUAUUUCAUGUUUGUUUGUUUAUUUAAACACGUGCAAAUUUGCGGAGCGCUGAAAGCCUUCUGCGAGUCGCCAGAUCCACCGCGUUACAGUCCGAUGGUUAAAUUACUUAUUUACACUGAUAACUUGGGUGAUGGGAAAUCAGUGCAGACCGGUUUGUUUAGCCAGAUUUCUUUUAAUUUCCUGAAAAAUAGCGAACCCCGCGUUCAGUAAAACUUGUUCAUGGUCUUAUUAGACGACUGUCUGAGGCUGAUUAAAAUCUGGCGAAAGGACAAGGGUUGAAUGUAAUACGCAAAGGUUCUGUCCUAUCAGUAUACCUCUCUAGUUAAAAGUUAACCUAGUAGUGUAAGAAAUAUGACGAUGUGGUAAGGAUCAAUCAGCCGUUGUUAUCGGUGCUCAUGAAUAAGUGAUACACUGUUUUCUCUAAACCGCACAUUUGUAUUCCAGUGGUUCAUUGGCUUUUUUUAACACUUGUGUUUGGAGUGCAUGCCACGCAGUGUGCUGGUUAUUCAUGGCUUACGGGAAGAGCUGAUAGAGCUAUAGUGUGAAGUUUUCAAAAUUUCCAUUUAUAAAGGGCGUUCCCUUGCGUGAGUCGAAAACUUAAUAGUGUAGUAGUUGGAUAAUCUACUGAAAUGGGUAUGUCACUGUCCUAUACAUGAAUAUUUAGGAGUAGUGCCAGACAAUAUCCGCCAACCUGGUCGCGUAGCAAUAAAAAUUUCUAUACGAUAUGUAAUAUAUGUAAUGCUUUUAAAUUCAUCGCUAUUUAGGCUUAUAUUUUAUAAAGACAGACAGCUCUGCUUGAAAUGUUUUGAGGCAGUAAAAAUGGGUAAUGAGUGCAGAUGAUUAUCUAAGGAUGUGGCUUUAAACGCGUGUAUGGACACCUGUGCAUGUGCAUGAAAAAAAUAAUCAGAGUAUUUCCGUUCUGUGUCUUUAAAUGUAUAUAAGCCUUCAGAUUAUUUGAAAAAUGAGCCAAAGCUGUACACGGCUGAGUAAAGAUUUUUCGGGCAUUCAGCCGUCCUUGGGCGCAUGACUGAUUUCUGGGCACGGUUCUGUGACUCGUUUGUUGAAGCACUGGAAAUGGUGGUCUUAAUAGUGUUCGGGAGACCAGUAUUAACAGCAGCAUCUCAAACUCAGUCCUUUCGGGUGUAACAAAGCGUCCUCAUGUUCAGGGAGUUCAGAAUUUGGAGAGAUGCAUUGUGGGAACCCCUGCUGAGCAGACACAAACAGUGACCUUCACCGCGUGGGUCCCCAAAGGAUGCUCGUGUGUCGGCACUGUGGCAGUGAGGGAAGCUUCCUCGCUUAGGGGGCCGCCCUGUGCUUUUGGAGGUCUGUGGGGGGGGGGGCUUCCUGCUCUUCUCCUGGUCCUAUGGGUAGCCUGCCAGCCUCAGCAUGGGCUGCACUUUUGUGGGGGGGCUGCCUUUGUUUCUGCAGUGUGACCUGAUCAUGUAGCUGGCUUCUGUUGCUGCUAAUUAUAUCUCCCCCCUUCCAUUUUUAUACAAUCUGUUUAGAAUCAGGGGGCGGCAUGGCGGUGCAGUGGUUAGCACUGUCGCCUCACACCUCUGGGACCCGGGUUCGAGUCUCCGCCUGGGUCACAUGUGUGUGGAGUUUGCAUGUUCUCCCCAUGUCGUCGUGGGGUUUCCUCCGGGUACUCCGGUUUCCCCCUACAGUCCAAAAACAUGCUGAGGCUCAUUGGAGUUGCUGAAUUGCCCGUAGGUGUGCAUGUGUGAGUGAAUGGUGUGUGAGUGUGCCCUGCGAUGGGCUGGCCCCCCAUCCUGGGUUGUUCCCUGCCUCGUGCCCAUUGAUUCCGGGAUAGGCUCCGGACCCCCCGUGACCCAAUAGGAUAAGCGGUUUGGAAAAUGGAUGGAUGUUUAGAAUCACCAUCGUUCCCUUUUCUGUUUUGGACCAAAAUAAGAACUGCUAUUUGUGUGUGUGUGUGGGGUGCGGGGGGCUGGGCACCUGAUCUUGCUAAGAAGGUAUUUAUUUGAGAUUUACUAAUUUUUCUGACACUUUUAUCCAAAGUGAUUUAUCGAAAGAUCAGAAUUUAUUCAUGCUCCUUGGGAUUCAAACCCACAAGCCCUGCGUUGUCAGCAUGGCGUUGUAGUUGUUGAGCAUCGCACUGUUAAGAUUAGGUUAUUCAAGAUGUGUUUACCCAAAACUUUUAAAUAGAUAUCUGGAAUUGGAGAAUACGCCAUUAUUGAUAAAGUUUUUGCUCAAGAACCUGCAAACAUGCUGAGGCUGGAUUUGAACCGGCGACCUUCUGAUUACAAGCACACAGGCUUAGCCCACAGAGCCACACACUGCCCCCAUACCUCCAGUAUAUAGUUGGAGGGGCCUGGUGCCUCUCUCAGGGAGCACCGGGCACAAAGCAGCUGACACCCUGGAUAGGAUGGCGAUCCAUUGUAGGUUGCACACUAUGGAUAAUUUCGAGAUGCUAGAUCACCUGACCACAUCAUUUUGGACUGCAGUGGAAAAUCCUCAAUAACAGAACUCAUACACUGUGAGAUUGGUGACCCUUCAAGCCAAUAUUACCAUCUCAGUGUUAAUAUUUACCCAAAAAUACCCGCUUUCAUAGUUAGAAAAACGUUUUUGAAAUGAUCGCAAUUUACCCUUCUGUAUUUUAGUGACAGCCCCUUCUGCGCACAGAAGUGUUCAGGUGUUGCUUAAAGUUUGCUGGGGCAUUGUUCUUCUUAAACUUCACAUCCAGUAAGAGAUCUGGUAUCAGCUCGUUGUCCUUCGCCGGCCGAUGACUUUCUUGAGUGACUUGCAGUUCAGUGGUAAACGUUUCUGGAAGCAAUUCAUUGUUACUAGUGCUGUCCAUCCAAAACUGUAACAUCAGCAAAACAUAAAACAGUCCUUAAGCCUUUUUUUUUUAAUUGAUGAGCUCUGUUUUCUUCACCCUCGUGUAGGAGAGUAUUUUUAAAGGUACGUCAGCGCUUGCCUUGAAAAGCGAUCGCACCCUUGCCUGCAGCCUCUGGGUGAUGAUAAAUGUCCGUGUUCCUGUUUGCGCAGAAUGCAAGUCAUUUGUUGUUCGUCGUCCGCUUCAAGAUAAUCUUCGCUGCCAUCAUGUUCGAGGGAUUGUCCUGCAAACUUUCCUUGGUUUAGCUGUGUGACGCAGUGAGCGUGUUGUUAAAGGGGAUGGGAAGAUGGGGCCUGAGAGAUGCCGGGCCGGGCUUUUGGAGCGCCGUCGCGCCCCUGGGGUCUUCGCUGCUGAUCCUCGUGGAAUUCUUUAGCGCAAGCUAAAGCUGGUUCUCAAAGAGUCUGCCCGCGUUCACUGAGCUCUCUGCUCAUGUUGGUAUCAUCGACCAUGAGCUGUUGACUGCGGGGGCUGCCUGUUAUGCCGAUCGAAGAAGGCUUCACACUUUCAAGUCAGCGAUUUUUUUUUUUUUCUUUCACCAUGUGGCCUCUGCCAUCCGCUUUUUUUUGUUGCCUGUGGGCUUUUCUUUUCUUUUCUUUCCUGCUGCUGUGUGACAUUGAUUAACAGCCUAAAUCUUGAGGCUGGAAAGAAGAGGAGUUUGCAGGAUCAGGUGGUGUUUAAGGGCCUCGGCGGAUGAAUAAAUUAAUGGAAGGAAAAUUGUCACUGGCAGACAGAAAAGGCCAUCCAGCCAGCGUGGAGAACAACGAGCAUAGGAGAGGGAGGAGCGAUGAAAGCAGGGAUGACCUGGUUCGCUCCUCCAGCUACAUGGUGUCCAACAAGGCGCAGAUGCUGGCCAUGCCACAGUUCGGCCUGCGGGACAACCUCAUCCGCUCCGAGCUGCUGAAGAACGAGGAGCAGUACAUCUACAUCAAGAACUUCAGGUUUUUUCUAGGUACCUACAAUGUAAACGGGCAGCCCCCCAAGGAAAGCCUCCAGCCCUGGUUGGGUUUUACCUCCGAUCCCCCGGACAUCUACUGUGUGGGGUUCCAAGAGCUUGACCUCAGCAAGGAAGCCUUCUUCUUCAACGACACGCCCAAGGAGCAGGAGUGGACGAAGGCCGUUUGGGAGGGCCUGCACCAAGACUCCAAGUACGCCUUUGUGAAGCUGAUUCGCCUGGUCGGCAUCAUGCUGCUGUUCUACGUGAAGAAGGAGCACGCCGAGCACAUCAGCGAGGUGGAGGCUGAGAGCGUGGGCACCGGAAUCAUGGGAAGGAUGGGCAACAAAGGAGCGGUGGCCAUCCGCUUCCGAUUCCACAACUCGGACAUUUGCGUGGUGAACUCGCACCUGGCCGCCCACGUGGAGGAGUUCGAGCGCCGCAACCAGGACUUCAGGGACAUCUGCAGCCGCAUCAUGUUCCGGCAGAAAGACCCCAGCCUGUCCCUGCUCACCAUCCUGAAGCACGAUGUCGUCCUUUGGCUUGGGGAUCUGAACUACAGGAUAUGUGAACUUGAGGUGGAUGAAGUGAAAAACCUAAUUGCCAAAAAAGAUUUUGAAACCCUGCAAAAAUUCGACCAGCUUCACCGGCAGAUCCAGGAAGAAGCUGUAUUCUCAGGCUUUGUGGAAGGGGAGAUUGCGUUCCAGCCCACGUACAAGUACAACACGGGCUCCGACCAGUGGGACAGCAGCGAGAAGUGUCGAGUGCCCGCCUGGUGCGACCGCAUCCUGUGGAAGGGUAAACUGGUCCAGCAGCUGCACUACCAGAGUCACAUGACCCUGAAGACCAGUGAUCACAAGCCUGUGAGCUCGCUGAUGGAGAUCGGGAUUAAGGUGGUGAACGAGGAAAAAUACAAGAAGACUUUUGAGGAGAUCGUGCGGAAUCUGGACAAGAUGGAGAACGAGUGCAUCCCGUCGGUGUCUCUCUCUGGGCGAGAGUUCGAGUUCAACGACGUGAAGUUCAUGCAGGAACAGACCAAGACACUGACCAUCUAUAACGAUGGACAAGUGCCAUGUCAGUACGAGUUCAUCCAGAAGCUGGAUGAACCCACCUACUGCAAACCUUGGUUGAUGGUCAGCCCACACCAAGGCUUCCUGGCUCAGGGGGAGAGCGUCGACAUCCAGUUAGAGUUGUACGUUAACCGUUCGACGGCCACGGAUCUGAACUCGGGCCAGCAGCAGAUAGAGGACAUCUUGGUGCUGCACCUGGACCGAGGCAAGGACUACUUCAUUUCCAUCACGGGCAACUACCUUCCCAGCUGCUUCGGCACCUCACUGCAGACCCUGUGCCACCUCAGGGAGCCCAUCCAGGACAUGCCUCUGGAAACCCUCCAGCAGCUGAUACUGAUGACAAGUGAAGAGGUCACGGAGAAGCCCCUAGACAUCCCCAAGGAGAUCUGGAUGAUGGUGGACCACCUGUAUCGUAAUGCUUCCAAGCAGGAGGACCUGUUUCAGCAGCCGGGUCUAAGGAGUGAGGUCGGAAAGAUCCGGGAUUGCCUAGACACUGGGACGCCGGAUUCUCUCCCCGGCAGUAACCAUUCGGUGGCGGAGGCCCUGCUCCUCUUCCUGGAUGCGCUUCCGGAGCCAGUGGUCUGCUAUUCGGCGUACCAGCAGUGCUUGGAGAGCUGCUCCAAUGCCAGCCAGUGUAAAAAGGUAAUUUCAUCGCUACCUCAGUGUCAUAAAAAUGUGUUCAACUAUCUGACAGCUUUUCUACGAGAGUUGCUGAAACAUUCACAAUAUAAUCAACUGGAUACCACCAUCUUGGCAACCAUCUUUUCCGCCUUUUUACUGAGGUCACCAGCGAAGCAGGAGCAGGCAGAGAAGAGGAAGACCUGGGAAUUCCUCACGCAUUUCCUCAUCCCAGAUCAUUCAUGACCACAUUCCCGUGGCUUUGGAAUAACAUACACAGCUUAAUGUACAGAACAAUAUUUUUUUAUAUAAAAAUUGUAAUUUGAUACGUGCAUAGACAAUUUGUUGUACCUUCGUUUUCAAAAUGAAGUAUAGAGCAGCAAAUAGUUUUAACAUGAGCUGUUAAUUUACCAGAAGAAUUGUAGAAAACUGACAUUUUUUUAAAAGUAUGUAUUUACAUGUUAGAUUCAGUUCAUUUGUACUGUUUGUAAAGUCAUUCUUUUUAUAUAUAAAUUGCUAGCUGUAUGCCUAUAUGCUUUAACUCCAUGGCUUCAUAUUGAUUUGUUAUAAUUAAAAUAUUUUAAUUUAAAUACA
Messenger RNA from Brienomyrus brachyistius, 6082 nucleotides. RefSeq names its product inositol polyphosphate-5-phosphatase B (gene inpp5b). The transcript has 18 exons. The record is from RefSeq and is a predicted model, not a curated record. Gene Ontology annotation, cellular component: membrane; cytosol. Gene Ontology annotation, molecular function: phosphatidylinositol-4,5-bisphosphate 5-phosphatase activity; inositol-1,4,5-trisphosphate 5-phosphatase activity. Bases 3560 to 5734 code for a protein of 724 amino acids. Gene Ontology annotation, biological process: signal transduction; phosphatidylinositol dephosphorylation. Lineage: Eukaryota; Metazoa; Chordata; Actinopteri; Osteoglossiformes; Mormyridae.